AUGGCGGACGGUUUUGUAGAAAAGCAUUUUGAUAACCUCCUUUCAAAACCGGUAUGCUUGAGGCCAAAACUUGAUGGAUUGUCUUUCGAGUCUCUUGAUCCACAAAGUGAAAGUGGUUUGGAAUGGGUUUUUGAGGAAGAUAAGGUAUUUAAGGUUAUUCGUAGCAUGGCGAAGGACAAGGCACCGGGCCCAGAUGGUUUCUCGAUGUGUUUCUUCCAUGAUUGUUGGGACGUCGUGAAAUGUGAUAUUAUGCAGGUUUUUGCAGAAUUCCACUCUUUCCAUAAAUUUGAGAAAAAUCUUGAUGCAAUGUUCAUUGCUCUUAUUCCAAAUAAACAUGGGGCUAAGGUAGUUGAAGAUUUUCAUCCCAUAAGCCUUGUGAGUGGUGUCUACAAGAUUAUCUCAAAGGUCCUGGGGAGACAAAUUCUGGAUUUGGUGCUUAUUGCCAAUGAGUACUUGGAUAAUAGGAUGCAGGAAAGCGUCCUAGUUAAUGGCACUCCUGCUGGGUUCUUUAACAGCUCACGUGGUCUGAGGCAAGGGAAUUCCUUGUCUCCUUUCUUGUUUGUCAUUGUCAUGGAGGCAUUUAGUCGGUUAGUGAAGGCUGUUGUUGGGAGGUUUUUUAUUAGGUUUUCUGGAUUGUCGGGGCUUAAGGUUAAUCUUGGGAAAUUUGAGAUGGUUGCGGUGGGUGCGGUGCCUAAUAUUAACAGCUUGGCGCGGUUAUUGGAUUGUAAAGUGUCUUCUUUGCCUAUGAUAUAUUUGGAUCUCCUAUUGGGGGCUACUUUUAAGGCUCCAGCUAUUUGGGAUGGGGUGGUGGAGAAAGUUGAAAAAAAGCUUUCUAGGUGGAAAUGGAUGUUGCUCUAUUCGGUGGGAAAUACUACGGCUCAAGAGGAUAGGUUGCAAUGGAAGGCUAAUGGUAGUAAAAAAAUGUACAGUCAUGACAUACUACAAGAUCUUGUCAACCCAAGGCCAUGUCUCAUUCUCAUGGAAGAGGAUUUGGAGAUCACGGGUGCCUACCAAGGUAGCUUUCUUCGUUUGGACUGCCACUCUUGA
Molecule: messenger RNA, 1047 nt
Organism: Carya illinoinensis
Lineage: Eukaryota; Viridiplantae; Streptophyta; Magnoliopsida; Fagales; Juglandaceae
Exons: 7
Coding region: 1-1047 (348 amino acids)
Source: RefSeq, a predicted model, not a curated record